AAGUACGAGGAAAAUAUUAAUGUCACAGUCCUGAUAAUGUCAUAAAUAUAACAUUAUCCUUUAGUGCAAGUUUAUUUGACAUUUGAACUUUAAUACCGAUAUCGUAUCUGACAUGUUUUGAUUGGAAAUUUAGCUUCGGUAUAUAAGGCGGAGUUUGAAACGAUGCCGGCAGAUUAGUGGAGAAGCCUGGUGAACCAAAGAAGCCGGCGCUCCGAAGAUGAAGUCCGCUGUUGUUGUCCUGUGUCUUUUCGCGGCGUCUCUGUACGCCGACGAAGGCACAGCCUUUAACGAAAUCCUGGCGGAGCAUCUUUACAAUGACGUCAUAAUUGCAGAUUACGACUCUGCUGUUGAAAGAAGCAAACUAAUCUAUACCGAUAACAAGGGUGAGCUCAUCACAAAUGUCGUAAACAAUCUGAUACGAAACAACAAGAUGAACUGCAUGGAGUACGCCUACCAGCUCUGGAUGCAAGGCUCCGAGGACAUCGUCCGGGAUUGUUUCCCGGUUGAGUUCACACUUAUCUUAGCUGAAAACUAUGUUAAGCUUAUGUACAGGCGAGACGGUCUCGCUUUUACAUUGAGCGACAAUGGCGGGGUUGCCUACGGGGACAGCAAAGACAGGACCAGUUCAAGAGUCAGCUGGAAAUUCAUUCCGCUGUGGGAGAACAACAAGGUCUACUUCAAGAUAGAGAACACUGAGCGCAAACAGAACUUGGCAUUGAAAGUCCGAACUAACAGAAAUGGCGACCACAUGGCUUACGGGGUCGCUAACUUCGAUGGUUUUAGAGCCCAGUGGUACCUGGUUCCCGCUGAAUUAAAUAACGAAGUUUUAUUCUUCAUCUUUAACCGGGACUACAACAUGGCUUUGACGCUGUCGAGGACGAUGGACAGCUUGGGUAACCGCAUGGCCUGGGGAUACAACGGUCGAGUUAUCGAAAAGCCCGAACAUAACACCUGGAGUAUUAAGGUUUUCUAAGCUCUAAUUUCAUUGUUCACGAGAGCCGAGAAAAAAUUAUGAGAGAGAGAGAGUAUUCUAUAUUGAACACCAAAAAGACAAAAAAAACAAUGCGAAAUAUUAAAUACAAAAAACAAAGUACAAUGAGCGGUCUUAUCGCUAAAAGCGAUCUCUUCCAGCUAACCGUCAAGUGGACAAGAAUCAUAUGGAAACGAAUUACACGCGGCGUGCCCAUCAAUUGAAAUAUAUAGAUACUUAAACACAUACACAUAUACAUACAUACACAAUAGUACACAUU
Molecule: messenger RNA, 1250 nt
Organism: Bombyx mandarina (wild silkworm)
Lineage: Eukaryota; Metazoa; Arthropoda; Insecta; Lepidoptera; Bombycidae
Product: low molecular mass 30 kDa lipoprotein 19G1-like
Source: RefSeq, a predicted model, not a curated record